AAUGCGUAGUACUGAUAGCACUGAAUUUCUGUACCAAAAUUACUUCUGGCUUAGGACUGGAUUGAGCUUCAUGAAGAAUAUGUGAGAGUGCAAAAAUCAAUAGCAGGAAGCCUCGUAUUAAAGCAAAAGGAUUUCUGCUUACUCAUGCUCCAUUGUUGGCUAUUUGUUCCCAAAAGGGCUGGGAUCCUGAACCUGCAUAUAGGAAAAUCCCCAUAAUAUUUGAAGUCUCGAAAGCAACUUGCACCUGCUGUCUACUGUAAUAAUGAAUAUGCUUUGACCUUUCUGCUUCUGUGUGCAGAUUAGAUGCUGUUUUGCUGCCUAAAGCGUCUGUGUGUUUCCAGGGAUGCUGCAAUGGAUGCUCAGUGAUGCUCAUUAUGACUCUGUUAAUAUUUCAAGGCUCUUGCCUCCUGCUAACCCAAGCUGGGUGUAACAAGUCUCCCGGGGAUUUAGAAAGGGCAGCAAGGUGGGUUACUAUGUGAAGAGUCUUCUUAAGUACCCGCCUUGUGGGUUACAGAGGGCAAAGCAAGCUCUGGAGGAGCAUCGCUGCUGGUUCCGGACUCAGCGUGCGCUGAGCCGCGGUCCCUGCAGGGCUGCGAGAUGAUCGCGCUGGGCUCAGGCUCCCAGGGCAGGCGGCCCAGGGCGUCGGGAAAAAGCACACAGGGCGCUGAGCCCCAGCCCUGCCUCUCCAGCGGGUGGCCACACAUCCCAACACAGCCCUUCUCCUCUUUUCUUCCUGAGCAACCUGUCAGCGUUAGCGCUGGUAAGUGCUGCGCGGGUACCUUCUAGCAACGCUGUGCUGCUGGGCUGCCCCGCUGCUCGGAGGCGGCUCCUCGGCUCCCUUUUCCUCGCGGCAAGGAGCCGCUCUCGGGCUCCUGUUUAGCAGGUGGAGCCGAGGAGCCGCGCUGCCGCCUGCCCGGCCUGCGCGGGGCUCAGCCGCUCCUCACCCAUCCGGGCUGCGAGCUUCCCCCGCCGCUGAUGGCAAAGCCGCAGUGCCGGGAACCCUCCCGGCCCGGGCCAGGGCGGUGCCCCCGAGGAGAGGGCGUGCCGGGCGGGCGAGGGGCCGCCUGGGCGCGCUCCCGCCGGGUAAGAGCGGGAGCGGCUCCAGGCCGCGCUGCAGCCGCGGCCUCGCGUAGGGAGCGGGCGGCGCGGGGAGGCGCCUCGGGCGGGCGCGGCGCUACGAGCGGCCGGGGCGGAGUGAGGCGGCCGGGCCGGAAGCGGAGCGCGGGGAUGGGUUGUGAGUCCACCCAAGAAUGGAUAAAUGUAAGCAGCCUUAUGUUAACCAGAAGACCAGCAUUGAAAAGUUCAGUCCUGAAAUUCUUUCUGAAAUUGAGAACCUCUUUGAGAAGAAGUUUACUUACACUAAGCCAGUGAAUGAUGAAUGGAAGCUGCCAGAUCCCAGCAAUGCUUUUACAUCUGAUCAUGUGGAAUUUCACUCACUCCUGGCCCUGAAGGACUCAAUGAAUGAAGUGAAGAACCAGCUGAGUGAUAAGAACCUGGAGGAUUGGCAUCAGCACACCUCAUUUACCAAUAAAGCAGGGAAAAUAAUACCUCACGUGAAGAAAUCUGUGAAUGCUGAGCUCUGUACCCAGGCAUGGUGCAAAUUUCAUGAGAUCCUGUGCAGUUUUUCUCUUCUCCCACAAGAAGCUCUUCAGGAUGGAGAAUUGAAUUCUGUACACCUCUGUGAAGCACCUGGAGCUUUUAUAGCCAGCCUUAACCACUUCUUGAAGUCCCACCAUGUCCCUUGCCACUGGAAUUGGAUAGCUAAUACUCUAAACCCUUAUCAUGAAGCCAAUGACAUCCUUAUGAUGAUCAUGGAUGACCGUCUGAUAGCAAAUACAUUACCUUGGUGGUACUUUGGCCCAGAUAACACUGGGGAUGUGAUGACAUUAAGACAUCUAACAGGACUUCAGAGCUUUGUGAGCAGUAUGACCACAGUCCACUUGGUAACUGCUGAUGGCAGCUUUGAUUGCCAGGGAAAUCCAGGUGAGCAGGAAGCUCUUGUCUCACCCCUUCAUUACUGUGAAACAGUCACUGCUUUAAUGAUCCUGGGCACUGGAGGAUCCUUUGUUUUGAAGAUGUUCACUCUGUUUGAACACUGUUCUAUCAACCUGCUCUUUCUGCUAAACUGUGCUUUUGAGGAGGUGCAUGUCUUUAAACCAGCCACCAGCAAAGCUGGAAACUCAGAGGUCUAUGUGGUUUGCCUUCGCUAUAUGGGCAGAGAAAGCCUUCAUCUGCUUCUUCCUAAAAUGACACAGAACUUUGGAUCAGAAAUGGUCAACAAAGCUCUUUUCUCCCAGCAUACACUUCCAGAAUCAUUCCUUAAAACACAUGAAGAGUGUUGCAUGUUCUUUCACAAGUGCCAGGUAGAGACUAUCUCUGAGAAUAUCCGUCUUUUUGAGCACAUGGAAGAAGCAGAGCAGGUGAAACUGAACAAGUUAAGAGACUGUGCAGUAGAGUUCUUCAUGCAAAAGUUCCACCUGAAACCCAUUGGCAGAAAUAACUGGCUUGUCAAGAAAUCCCAGGCUGGUUGCAGCAUGAAUGCGAAAUGGUUUGGGCAAAGAAACAAAUAUUUUAGUACGUACAAUGAAAGGAAGAUGAUGGAAACCCUGACAUGGAAUGAUAAACUGGCAAAGGGCUAUUUAAAUCACUGGGCUGAGGAACAUAGUUUAAAUAAUGCUGGGAACGUGUGUGUCCUGGAAGAAUCAUUUUCUAACCUUGAAUGUAGCUUUUGGUACAUUUUGGAAGGAAGAAGAUUGCCAAGAGUAAAGUGUUCUCCAUUUUGUGAUGUUCAGGUUUUAGAAAAUCUUAAUGAAGCUGUGAAGGAGUUGGGUGGGGGGAGGCUGAAAAGCAGAUCAACGCUGCAGCCUUGUCACUCUUGUGAAGUUCUUCCUGUGGAACUCAUACUGGCAAAAGUGUCUGACCUUUCCAGGUGCCAUCAGGAAGUCCUAAAUGAAAGUUGUAGUGACCAAUUCAAGUGCCUUGUGGUGGGCUUUCCCACCCUCUGUGACACAGAAAGCCAGCCCAGGAUGGAAAUAAAGCCCAUGGACGCAGCCACGCUCCUGACUUUCAGCUUCUCUUUGCUGUACGAUGGAGAACCCGAGUACCAGCAGCAGCUUUUGGAGUGUGUUCUGCAUUCGUUGGCGCAGCUGGCGGCAGGAGAUGCGUUGGUUUUGCCUGUUCUCUCCUGCCUGACGCGCUUCACGGCCGGCCUGGUCUUCAUCCUGCACCGCUGCUUCCGGAGCGUGGCGUUCGCGUGCCCGACCUCGCGGGAGCCCCUGCGGAGCGGCGCCGCUCUGCUGUGCGUCGGGUACCGAGGCCUCCCCGCGCCCGUUCUGGAGUAUCUGCAGCAUCUGAGUGCGCUCGUGAGCUCUUUGCUGGACACGGACUCUCCCCAGCAGGUUCUGCAGUUCGUGCCCAUGGAGACUCUCCUCCAGGGCAAGCUGUUGGAGUUUCUAUGGGAUUUAAACACGGCCAUUGCAAAGAGACAGCUCCACCUGAUUGUGCAAGCUCAGCAGCAGCAAAUGACUAGUGACAUUCCACUACACAAUUCUAGAACGGCGUGAGUUGCUGCUGCUAGACCUUGUUUCACAGGCAGGCAGAAGGUGUUAAAAGCAUUGUUAAUGUGAAGGUAACAUUAAUGCAAAACUGGUGUGACAUUGAGGGUGCUGGCAGGAUGUUUUGAGCUGUCAAUCCUUGGUGCACCAUAUUGUAUGUGUAGGAAAUAGGAGAAAAGAAAGCCAGACCUUGAUUUCUGGCCACUGAGCUGGGUGUUUUACGAUGCAGAAUAACAUAGAAUCUUUGAUUCCAUGGAAGCAAGGGGCUGACAAGUGAGCAUAAGCCUCAGAGCCUCCUAUCACCAUCUUUAAAAACUAUCUUUUGACAUCCCUUUAAUUUACAAUUGGUUUAAUUCUUAAUGGUGAUGUGGGGGAAAUCCCGUGUAACUUGCCUUACCAUUUUGGAUGGUAUGAAAUGCUGGUGGUUAUGGGUACAUGUCCCCAUUUACCAUUCUUAAACACGAGCCUCUGAAUUUUCACCUCGUAGCCUUUGAAUAUCAGCCUCUUCUUUAGCACUUCAAUGAGUGAGGACUGAGAUAAAAAUUUCUUUGCCAAAGCCUGAUAAUGGUUUCUCCAUCUCAUUCUUGUGGCUGUUUUGUGAAUGCCAUGCUGAUAUCCUGAGUUCCAGUUCUUUGUGCACUUCAGUCACUUGACAGAAGGAUCAAAUGGAGCUGUUUGUGCCAGAGAAGUGCUCAGCCUCUGGCUGUUCAUUGCUUACUCUUCAGGCAAUUAUUUGGAUUGCCAUCAAGCCCUCUCUUGUGACUUCUUAUGGGCCCAAAGCUGAGCUCAAUUCUCAAGAAUGAAAUUUGCUAAAAGAAUUAGCCAGUGGCUGUAGACACUCAGGCUUGUAACAAGCAGAACCUUUAGGAGACAUUUAAAUGCAGAAAACUUCCACCAGCCACGAGAGGCCCAUAACAUGCAGUUGCUGGGGUUUGCCAGUCUUUCCAUGCUAAAAAUCCUUAAAGGCUUUGAGGUGUUACCACCUGAACAAACAGUUCACCAGUUGUGUGCUGCCUUUCUUGUGCACGCAAGUGUGUUCAUGCUUGUGUGGGAACCCUCAGGGUUGUACAGCCACGAAGCUUUUGUGUUGUAAGUAAUCAAUGUGUGCUUUUGAUGUGAAGGAUGCAUAUAUUUUUUGAAGUAGAAGAAAAGAUGUUGAUUUACAAGGCUGUUGUAUAUUUUCAUUUUAUUGAACAAAUGUUGAAAGUGUUAAAAGACUUUUUUUUAAAAAAAGAACGGAAAACAAAUGCUGUUUAGAGAAAAUAAAGCCUUUUAUUUUAGGUUUUCAGUGUUGCUGUUUAUGUGUUUCUUUACCAAAUAUGGAAGGAAUCAAUGAAAUGCAGUAGGGGAGCCUUGGAAGGUU
This is a messenger RNA of Motacilla alba alba, 4917 nucleotides long. RefSeq names its product cap methyltransferase 2 (gene CMTR2). Bases 1251 to 3563 code for a protein of 770 amino acids. NCBI's taxonomy places the organism in Eukaryota, Metazoa, Chordata, Aves, Passeriformes, Motacillidae. Gene Ontology annotation, molecular function: methyltransferase cap1 activity. The transcript is spliced from 2 exons. Gene Ontology annotation, biological process: 7-methylguanosine mRNA capping. Gene Ontology annotation, cellular component: cytoplasm; nucleus. The record is from RefSeq and is a predicted model, not a curated record.